AUGACAUACUCCUUGAAGCCUCCAACUCCGGAGGCGCCAGCCGCCCAGGCCCGCCCUCCCUGCCCUGAGGCGGCUGGCCUUGACAGCCCUCCCAUUCAGACACCUCCACAGAAGCGGCUCCUCCCCACGCCUCCCCCUCCCCUGCCUCCCCAGGCUUCCUUCCUGUAUGGAACCAGACGGGACCGGAUCCCACUGCUCCCCCACCUUACAGGAUCACAGGGUGAGCGCACAGCUGGGACCAGCGUCCUGACUUCUGACCCUGAUCCGCCCUUUGCCUUUUGUCAUCCAGGGACCCCUUCUGGCCCCUUCUUACCUCAGCUGGUCGGUGUGGGAAAUCCCUGUCUGCCUGGCACAACGGGAAGAACCACGGUCCAGCCGUCCCCCUACAGAGAGACCACAGGAGCCCAAAUAGAAUGGUAUCAUGUUACUCCCUGCUCAGGAAACUCCGUGCGGCCAGACGUCAGUUGGAUCUUGCAGGGAGGAGUUCUCAUUCUGUCUUCUCUUUCCACGGCCGCUGCUUCAACUCGCCUCCCCAGGAGUCAAGGAACAGACCACCUCGUGGAAUUAAUCAAGUGGACUCCUCAGGGAGCCCCCCACCCGACCCAGGCCAGCAUUGGCCUAGGCUACCUGCUGAGGGACCACAUGGAGGGGAAGAAUGGCACCAACUCCACCAGGGCCCUGAAACUUCCAGAUGGGACCAGCGCUGCCUGGUACAUUCUCACCAUCAUUGGCAUCUACGGAGUGAUUUUCCUCUUCCGAUUGGCCAGCAACAUCCUCAGAAAGAAUGAUAAAUCCUUGGAAGAUAUCUACUACUCAAAUUUGACCUCUGAACUCAAAAAGAAAAAUCUCCAAAGCAAGGUGGCCAAAUGCUCUGCACUGACCUUUAGCAACAGAGCUGUCCUGCAGUCCAGCCAGGCCAGCCUGGAACCAAAAUGCAAAAACGGUGGGUGCCAAACUGAAAUCCAAGGGAUCCCUUGAAGGUCAAGGCAAACAGACCUCCACAGAAGAGGCCCAAGUUUCAUGCAAGGGGGAGAAGCCUUGAGUCUACCUGGAACCUUGAUAGAGGGGUCAAGUCCUUGAGCGGAGCUAGAAGAACAUUACUGGGGCACUUAUGCCGAUGGGAGCAUGGCCAAAAGCCAGCGUCCUGUUUCCUUCUCAGGCUUUGUGGCACUUUGAGACGAGACAGCAGAGGCAGUGGCUCCAGUCAUACCCAUCACUGGAAGAGCCUGUGUCCCAGAGAAGGACAUGGAGCAUCUAGUGUCCUCAGAGAAUCUAGGAGAUUCCCGAGGGUGUACGUGAAGGUGGACUCUUGUCAUGGAAAGAAGGCUGAAUUUGGAGUCAAGCACCCUGGAUUAAAGUUAAACUUCCAGAGGAUCACAUGAACUUUGAGUGACUUGUGGCUCUUACCUGGAACACAUGGCAGUGGGAUAGAUGGUUUCAAAGAGCCAUUCGUUCUAGAGGUUCUCACUAGAAUAUAGAACCAAGGUUGUUAAUAGCAGACGUUAGUCAGAAGUCCUUCAUUUUCACUGAGGGUGUGUGAUCCACUGAAAAAAAGCAUUAGUUUUGGAGGUGGAGGCAUCAAACUCUAGUCUGGGUUUGAUUCUUGACCACUUUGGCGUCCUUCAACACACCACCUCGCCUCUCUGGAACUUAGCUCCCACACAGAUAAAAUGAGAAUGAUGAUGUCCGUUUUGCCAAUCUUACAAAGCGGGUAAGAGCUAAUGGCAUCACGCAUAUGAGCAUAUUUUUCCAAGUAAAGUACAUAUGUAAAAUAUAAGCCUUGUGUUCAUAGUGGCGAUGGUGGUUGAUGCUGAUGGUGGCAUUGGUGUCGGUGGUGACGGUCGUGAUGGUUGAUGCCAGUUGGUGUUGUUGGUAGUGGUUGAUGUUGAUGGUGGUGACGAUGGUGUUGGUGGUGGUUGAUGUUACGGGGGAUGGUGGUGGUUAUACUCUUGUGGAGAAGGAAACAACCAGUCCGCUGGCAAUUAGUCCGUAAACAAUGGCUACAUUACCUUCUAUUAAGAGGAUCCAUCUGCAUAAGAGUUGAUGACCUGAACGCUGGGUCAAGUCCAUCAGAUUCAAAUUUUCCAUGUAGACAAAACAGUUUCUUUUGGGUUUUGUUGUUUUAGACAUCACAUGAUUUACUCAAAUGUUUUUAUAAAUACCUGUUACUUAUAGACUUGUCUCUGCCUAAAAAGAAAUAAGACCUUGCCUAGAUGACGGAUUAAUUUAGAGAGACCGUGAUUAGUGAAACUUCUGCAAGUGGCUUUCAGCAGGCAGAGUGAUAAAUUAUAUUUUGUACCAAUGUCUGUGAAGUUUAUACAAUUCAGCUCUUGGAGACAUUCCCUGGACUACAAAUGAAUUCUUUUCUCCCUGUCUGCAGACAGUGGUCUGCAAUCAGCCCCACAAUUUCAUAAAGGUCAGAAUUAAACCCCAAGCUUUUGUUUUUAGAGGGGGAUAUAGACUUCCAAGACUUUUUUAGAAUAUUUUUCGCAUCAUCACCUCACAGGUUAUCCAACAAAAGUGUUGGCUCGUUUAUAUUGUUAGGGCCGGGCAUCAUCCAUAUGUUUGAGAUGCUUAUAGGGCAGGAUAAAACAGGAUUAAGAAAUAUAGACAAAAAAAUAUAUAAUCCAGAGUGACUACGAGCAUGGAAUGCAUUAAAAUGGGAGUCAAGGUCAGAACUUCGGUGGAUUUGAAGAUACAGUCUUCUCCUGUUGGUUGCUUCCCCAGCAUGCAUUUCCCCCUUCCAUAACCCAACUGCUCCUAAUGUGCAUUUGGAGAUUCCUGGGGCACUAAGGAAGCUGAAACGACUCCAAGUUCAAGGCCUGAAAUAAGAGACCUAGGUUGAUCCCAUCAGUGCUUUCCAUGUCCUGGCUUCACUGAUUAGGUGAACUCAUGACCUAAGUAAGCUUACCCAGUCAGAAUGACUGGAUAGAUUUUAAAGGGGGAUUCUGGGACCCAAAAGUUCUGUCUUGCUCAGGAUGGCAUUAACUGCAGAUCUGAGCCUGCAAUCGCUGAAGCCAUUUUGCCAAUAUCAGAAAAGCCAAUUUGAGGGCAAAAACGAACAUAGAGAACUAAGAAAAUCACAGAGACUAGAGUCCCAACCAGACUGUACUCAAAGCCUGCAUCGCCACAGGGCUGUUUUAGUUUGUGAGCCAAGAAAUUUCCUUUAUUAAGCUUUGUGACCCCCUCAACCAAAAAUAUCCUAUAUGAUACCACUGGAUAAAUAAUAUUCUGAAGGAAGUGGGCCUUGAAGGAGAAUUUGAAAAGAGGAGCAAAGUGAUAUGGUAAGUUGGGAUCACUCCUUUCACCAAGGUUUUUAUAUUUCUAGGAUUUUUGUAUUUUAGGGAAAACAUAGAUUUAGCAUGCUUCUUAGGACAGGGCAAUGGUCACUUGUAGGAUUUUGCACUGGUUGACCUCUCAAGGAGCAUUCAAUGAGAUUCUGUUCCAUUUAGUUCCCAACCCUUGACUUUGUCGAUAAACCUCCAUGGAAACCCCAAGGAGGGCUUAUCAUGUUAGACGUGUGGUCAGGGACUGGUUCCUAACGGAUUUCCUAAGAAGCAAAAGCUACCAUCUUCCCAGUGACAUCCAAACAUAGUUAGUUACAUGAGGUCCAAGAACAUUUUCUCAGGCCACCUGACUGUUGCUUGAUCCAAAUUCACCUGCUUUCUGGGGAGCUGGUCUGGGAAUUUGCGUGGGAGAUGUGUUCUUGGAUGAAAACUACAUCUAUAUAGUCUCUAUUUUAAGCAAGAUUGGUGGGAAGCAAUUAUUAUGCAUAUUUUUGAGAUUUGUAAAAAAUUUUUUAUUUAUUUUUGACAGAGACAGAAUGCGAGCAUGAGCUGGGGAGGUGCAGAGAGAGAGAGAGUGAGACACAGAAUCCGAAGCAGGCUCCAGGCUCCGAGCUGUCAGCACAGAGCCUGAUGCGGGGCUCGAACUCACGAACCGUGAGAUCAUGACCUGGGCGGAAGUCGGACGCUUAACCGACCGAGCCACCCAGGUGCCCCAAUUAUUAUGAAUGUUUUAUGCAAAAUCCCUUAAAUCUAAAAUGCUCAGGGUCGGAGUAAUCAACCACUCUCUUGGCCAACCACACGUAGGUGGACCAGUGGGAAAGGUGCCAGCACCGCGGUGUGAGUGUUCAGUCCAGCAAGUGGGGAAGAGAUUUUGUACAUUCCACCAACUCUGGUGGAGACAGAAAUAGAACAAGCUGAUUCCCAACAUUCCAGACACUUUUUCUUUCUUUGUCCCUAUAGUGAGUUACUCCAGAUUAGGAGAUCGGGUCAGAUAAAGGCCUUCCUCUGAAAUGGAAACUACUUAAAAUCAAUGCAGAAUGUAUCUGGGUUAAUAGUUUCCAGGAAUGGCUCUUCUGGGGACUUGUGGCUGACGGUACCACGAUUUGUACGAAAUCAAAUCCAGGUAGGUUAUCAGAGCUUUCACGGGUGUUUGGAACACAUCUAUCCUAACUAAAAUUCUUAUCGGCUCAGCUUCGUUUUCAUUUGUCUG
Acinonyx jubatus (cheetah) is the source of this 4497-nucleotide messenger RNA. RefSeq names its product small integral membrane protein 34 (gene SMIM34). The transcript has 4 exons. Lineage: Eukaryota; Metazoa; Chordata; Mammalia; Carnivora; Felidae. The record is from RefSeq and is a predicted model, not a curated record. Bases 1 to 978 code for a protein of 325 amino acids.